Messenger RNA from Carassius gibelio (silver crucian carp), 2115 nucleotides. RefSeq names its product acetylcholine receptor subunit delta-like. Gene Ontology annotation, biological process: signal transduction; chemical synaptic transmission; regulation of membrane potential. The transcript has 12 exons. Gene Ontology annotation, molecular function: transmembrane signaling receptor activity; acetylcholine-gated monoatomic cation-selective channel activity. Gene Ontology annotation, cellular component: postsynaptic membrane; synapse; neuron projection. Lineage: Eukaryota; Metazoa; Chordata; Actinopteri; Cypriniformes; Cyprinidae. Bases 326 to 1894 code for a protein of 522 amino acids. The record is from RefSeq and is a predicted model, not a curated record.
AAGUGGAGAGCGGUGCAGUUGGUAUCUCACAGUUUAUGAGGGCUACUUUGGGUCGACUUCUUGGCUGAGAUAAGAAUGAGUUUUAUGAAAAGGACAUAUAUUUUUUGACUACUUGGCUCACUCUCAUUUUGGGCCCUUAAAUAUAGCUGAGCACCCCCUACAGUCUCUUUAGUGCAGGUAGUCAACAUUGGACAUUAUGUGUGUGCUCUUUUCCUCUCUGGAUUGAUUCCACACCUGUCUGUGUCAGUCAAGGGGAAAAGCUGUGCUGAAAAGCCCUGGUUGUGCACGACAAUAACAGUGAAAGGAAGUCAUACAACGGCAUGACAUGAUGAAAAGCUUUCUACAUCUGUUCACGGUGUCCUUUUUUUCCUUCUUUCUCCAAGGAUGUUGGGGCCGGAAUGAAGAGGAACGCCUCAUAAACUACCUUUUUAAGGAGCGUGGCUACAACAAAGAGCUUCGUCCGGUCCAAAAUAAAGAUGAUACUGUAGACAUUUAUCUUGCACUGACACUUUCUAAUCUUAUUUCCUUGAAAGAAGUUGAUGAAACAUUACUAACAAAUGUGUGGAUGGAGCAUGGCUGGACUGAUUAUAGACUCGAGUGGAAUGAAACAGAGUUUGAUAACAUUCCCGUCCUGCGCCUGCCGCCAAGUAUGGUCUGGUUACCAGAGAUUGUUCUCGAAAACAACAAUGAUGCCCAGUUCCAGGUGGCCUAUUACUGCAAUGUGUUGAUCUAUCCCAGUGGAUAUGUGUACUGGUUGCCUCCAGCUAUAUUUCGAAGCUCCUGCUCGAUAAACGUCAACUACUUCCCUUUCGAUUGGCAGAACUGCUCACUAAAGUUUAGCUCAUUAACUUACAAUGCCAAAGAGAUUAGUUUACAUCUGAAAGAGGAGCAGAACGAAGAGGGAAAGUCCUACAAGGUGGAAUGGAUCGUUAUUGAUCCGGAGGGAUUCACAGAAAAUGGCGAGUGGGAAAUAGUUCACAAGCCUGCCAGGAACAACAUUUAUAAAAACAUCCCAGUGGAAAGCAACAAGCACCAGGAUAUUACCUUUUAUCUCAUCAUUAGACGUAAACCCCUGUUCUACGUUGUCAAUAUAAUCAUUCCCUGCAUGCUCAUCUCUUUCCUGGCUUCACUCGUCUACUACCUGCCUGCGGACAGUGGUGAGAAGAUGACAUUGUCCAUCUCUGUGCUGCUGGCUCAGUCUGUGUUUCUGCUGCUAAUUUCACAGCGUCUGCCUGAGACGUCUAUGGCAGUUCCCUUAAUUGUGAAGUAUCUGAUGUUUAUCAUGGUAUUGGUCACUGUGGUGGUGCUGAAUUGCGUAAUCGUGCUCAACUUGCAUUUUCGGACCCCCAGCACCCAUGUCAUGACCGAAUGGACCAGAGAGUUCUUUUUGGAGCGACUGCCUCGUCUUCUCCACAUGUCCCGUCCAGCCGAUGACAAACCCAGCCUGGAGGGAGCGCUGCCACGGCGUUCCAGCUCACUGGGGUACAUCGCCCAGGCCGAGGAGUACUACAGUGUUAAAUCACGCAGCGAACUGAUGUUUGAGAAGCAGUCUGAGAGGCAUGGCAUGGCUGCUCGCCCAACUCCCAAAGCUACGUACACAUCCAGUAAUGACUCAGAGAUGUCGGAUCAGCUGUACAACGAGAUGAAGCCAGCUGUUGAAGGAGCCAAUUACAUCGUUAAGCACAUGCACGAAAAAAAUGACUAUAAUGAGGAAAAGGACAACUGGAGUGGGAUUGCCAGAACAGUGGACCGACUCUGCUUCUAUGUGGUCACUCCAGUUAUGACAUUAGGAACCAUCUGCAUCUUCCUGAUGGGCAUCUACAACCAGCCUCCAGCGCUGCCCUUCCAGGGAGACACUUUCACCUAUACAGAAGAAAACAAGCGCUUCUCAUGACCUCUGUACACCACACCAGUGUCCUAGAUGAAUAAUGAAUAAUAGCACCAGCACUCUGUGAAAUAUCAUAUAGGAUGUUCUGACAGUAAUGCAUAGCAUGGAUAUAAAUUACUUUCCAUUUAGGCUUCUUAUGCAGCUUGAUAACUAAUAUUAUGUAGCCUAUGUGGUUUAAUAAAUCUGCCUCUUCUGCUCUGAGAAUAAAAUAAUAAUGCUUGGUUUUC